AAGCAUUCCCCUUCUCUUCUUCGUCCUUUUUCCUCAGGUAAAAUGGCAGACCCGAAACCCGAGCCUUCCUCUUCAAUGCCCGACCCGCCACCUUGCUCCAGACCCACCUCGCACCAUCUCACCAUCCCUGCCGGGUUAACCCACGAAGAGUUCUCCGAGUUGAUCGCUUCCAUCACUCAGUUCCACACCUACUCAGUUGGCCCGGGUCAAUGUUCUUCCUUAUUGACCCAACGUAUUAAUACCGCUCGCGACGUCGUCUGGUCCGUCGUCCGACGCUUCGACAAACCCCAGACUUACAAACACUUCAUCAAGAGCUGUUCCGUCAAAGAAGGUUUCCAAAUGGCCGUGGGUUGCACGCGUGACGUCACCGUUAUAUCCGGGUUGCCGGCUUCCACCAGCACGGAGAGACUCGAUGUUUUGGACGACGAGAGACAGGUAACCGGAUUCAGCGUCUUCGGAGGCGAGCACCGGUUGCGUAAUUACCGGUCGGUGACGACGGUGCAUGGUUUCGAGCGUGAAGGGAGGAUCUGGACCGUCGUUUUGGAAUCCUACGUCGUCGAUAUUCCGGAAGGAAAUUCCGAGGAAGACACACGACUGUUCGCCGAUACAGUCGUCAAGCUGAACUUGCAGCAGCUGGCCUCCGUCACCGAAGCUUUAGCGCGUGAUGCUGCCGACGGUAAUAACAAACCACAGGUGAUGUGAAAAAAU
Molecule: messenger RNA, 708 nt
Organism: Hibiscus syriacus
Lineage: Eukaryota; Viridiplantae; Streptophyta; Magnoliopsida; Malvales; Malvaceae
Product: abscisic acid receptor PYR1-like
Exons: 1
Coding region: 43-702 (219 amino acids)
Biological process (GO): abscisic acid-activated signaling pathway
Cellular component (GO): nucleus; cytoplasm
Molecular function (GO): protein phosphatase inhibitor activity; signaling receptor activity; abscisic acid binding
Source: RefSeq, a predicted model, not a curated record